AUGCUCACCAAGCUUUUGCUCCUCGGUCUGGCCGGCCUCAGUUGUGUGGAAUCGGUCAGGCCUCCCUUGAACCCACCACCACCACCUCCCCCUCCUCCACAAAAACUACCAACACCGCCACCACGGCCGUGGUCCACUUUUGCAGAGAAUGUCAUCUACCAACCUGACUCCAAGAACUCUGUUCUCUAUCCCCGGCAAGUCGAACUAUCGGAUGGAAGUCUCCUUGCGACAGCUUCGUUUGCGGGCGAUAUAACUCCAUACUUCCCCAUAUUCCAAAGUGCAGAUGGUGGUGCUACCUGGUCCUGGAUCUCCAACCUGACUGACCAGGUGAAUGGAUUGGGAAUGUCAGCCCAGCCUGCGCUGGCAGAGUUACCAUUUGCUGUUGGCGAUUUUCCUGCCGGCACGGUUUUGGCCAGUGGAAACAGCUGGGGAAGCAAGAGCACGAACAUUGAUAUCUAUGCUAGUAAAGAUAAGGGUCAUACAUGGAAGUUCGUCAGUAACGUGGCGAGAGGCAGUGGGCCGGAUACUACCAAUGGAAAUCCAUGCAUUUGGGAGCCAUUCAUUGAAUUUUUCAACCACACUAUCGGCGUGUUCUACUCCGAUCAGCGUGACCCCCUGCACGGUCAGAAGCUUGCUCACCAGGAAUCGGCGGACUUGAAAUCCUGGGGACCAGUGAUAGACGACGUGGCCUAUCUCAACUAUACUGCUCGUCCUGGAAUGACCACCAUCUCCUAUAUCCCUCCUCUGGAGAAGUGGAUUUUGGUGCACGAGUUCCCAGGAGGAGACAGCUGGUCUGGGGUGGGCUACCCGGUCUACUACCGAAUGGCCGACAGUCCGUUUGAUUUCCGCUUUGCCUAUGGUAUCCCCAUCAUGGUUGAUCGAGUCCAGCCCAACGCAUCUCCUUAUGUGGUUUGGUCGCCAUCCGGCGGUGAUAAUGGAACUAUCCUCGUUAGCGACGCUGAUCACAGUGGUGUUUUCACCAAUCAAGCCGGUGGCCAGCCUGAUCAGUGGGAAUUGCAUGACACACCUCAGGCACCGGCAUACAGCCGGAGUUUACAUGUCUUUGAGAAGUAUCCCGAUCAUUUGAUGAUCCUGGGUGCAGGCGUAUUUGAUGCAACGGUAAAUCUGCCGCUUUAUCUUAGCGUUGUGAGCGUAGAAGAUACCUUGAAGAAGCCAGCCGGGAAAUAG
This is a messenger RNA of Penicillium longicatenatum, 1188 nucleotides long. RefSeq lists its product as uncharacterized. Bases 1 to 1188 code for a protein of 395 amino acids. NCBI's taxonomy places the organism in Eukaryota, Fungi, Ascomycota, Eurotiomycetes, Eurotiales, Aspergillaceae. The transcript is spliced from 2 exons. The record is from RefSeq and is a predicted model, not a curated record.